UUGUAAUUUUAUUCUCGUAUUUAAGUCCGCUUUCAAGUUGGAUUGUGGGCUCAUUUCGAGCUGAAAGGCUCCCUCAGAAGUUUGGCACUGUCUCAGUAUUGUUCUUAAGUACAUACAACAGGGCAUUAGAGACUCCCAAUUCUCUGCCUGUUCAAUGCUGUGGUUGUAUGCCAAGACUUUGCUCUGAUACUUAAGCCAUCUGCUGGUCCUUGAAGAAAUGUUUGAAGAAGCGUCUGAACACUCAAAGCACCCAGUUUGUAUCUGACAUUUAGACGAUGAGCUUCAGUUCCCUGGAGUUUGAGUGCAGCUUUGUAUUAUCCUUCGAGAGUAAAUGAACCAUUCACCAGCAUGUGCCAUCAGACAAACUGGGAUCAAUCAAUGUUACCAUAUGGUGCCAUGUAUCCUGCUUGCAAACUUAUUCUAUGAUGCACUGUUCAAAGUCCCUAUACACAUUAAUUUCAUCACCACAUCAACACCAUCCUACCAAAUACAUUGGCCAAAUGAAUCAGCUGGUAUUUUCCGAAGUGCCAAUUAAUUUUCUUCGGGGCAAUUUUUUGAAUUGUCUGUGAUUCUCUGCUGUAUCCCUUUUUGUUAGCAGACUCUCUGUUGUGUCUCUCUUGUUCAAACAGCCCACGUUCUCGAAGGUCUGCAACUACUAUUUCGAAAUGACUGUCACUCAGCAAGGAAGUAAUGGAGAAAAUUCAGCAAAUUCUAGAGGAUUUGACAGACGAGGAGAUGAAACACUUCAGGUACUUAUUGGGCGAUCAUCGCAUACCAGCUGGCAAACUAGAAAAUGCUAAUGCUUGGAAGGUGGCGGAGCUGCUGAAGAAAUUCUACCACGACAAGAAGAAAGCUUUAAACGUGGUUGUGGAUAUUCUGGGAACCAUUCCCCGAAUGGAUUUGGUGGAAAGGCUCAUAGGGAAAGAGGACCUUGAUGAACUUGAUGGAUUCAGGAAACAAUCAGUGGGCUACUUAUGUCAUCAAGAACGAGCAUUGUCAGGAGCGAGCCCUGAUCAUGACCAAGAUUCAGAGUUAAAGCAGCCAAUCAAUAAGCGAAAUGUAAAAGCAAAUGUCCGUAAAAAUAAAGUCAAAGACUAUGGACGUGAUGGAAAGCUACGAUAUCCUUCAAUAAGCCAAAUGUACUUGGGCUUCACAAUCAGUGUUUUGGGAGCUGCAUCGGCGAUUUUAACGCCCCAUAGCCGAUUUGCACAGGCCCGCAUUCCAUGGUGGUCUGGCGUUCUGUUUUGUGUCAUAGGAAUGAUUCCUUUGUUACCCCUCAGGAUAAGUGAAAAAUUUAAGUUACGUAUUGUACUUGUCUCGAACAUCAUAGGUUUGCUGAUUACUUUAGCGUCAAUUGGAUUAUCAAUCUGGAAUGGAAUUGAACAGACUAGUGACAUUAAGGUGGCGUCUGAUAAGGGCCUGACUGAUGUGGGCUGUGGGAAUAAUCUGGGAGAUUAUUUCCCACAGCCAACGAGGCCUAUCUCAAGUUCUGGAGGAACGAGCUACAUUUUCCACCGAAGCUGGAGACUUGCAUGUCCAGUUAUCAUUGGAUAAUAAUUUUCUUUGCUGCCUUUCAACUGUCCCUCUCUGGUUGGAACAUCGGUCUCACCAGCUUCUGGUUAGAUAAGGAAUUCAAUAA
This is a messenger RNA of Chiloscyllium plagiosum (whitespotted bambooshark), 1639 nucleotides long. RefSeq lists its product as uncharacterized. NCBI's taxonomy places the organism in Eukaryota, Metazoa, Chordata, Chondrichthyes, Orectolobiformes, Hemiscylliidae. Gene Ontology annotation, molecular function: protein binding. The record is from RefSeq and is a predicted model, not a curated record. Gene Ontology annotation, biological process: regulation of apoptotic process.